Molecule: messenger RNA, 2988 nt
Organism: Schistocerca cancellata (South American locust)
Lineage: Eukaryota; Metazoa; Arthropoda; Insecta; Orthoptera; Acrididae
Exons: 4
Coding region: 1-2490 (829 amino acids)
Source: RefSeq, a predicted model, not a curated record
AUGGGAAGAGACUCUGAUUGUCAGCCUCCAGACUGGCUGAACAGAGGAUUCAUCACAGUCGCACUGAAGCCAGAGUACAGUGGUAAAUCCCCAAGGGUGACUUCCAUGACUGUGGAAAACGCUAACAAGACGCAGAGAGGCUAUACGAGCAGGCUGUACAGAGUGACCGCGAAAGUGGAAGUAGCAGCAGAGGCGGAAGUUCACGCAUGGCAUUUGAUAGUGAAGUGUUCCUAUGAGACGGGGAUCGUGUUGGAGGUCAGCAGGCUCCAGCAGCUGUUCCCCAGGGAGACGCUGAUGCUGACCAGCCUGGUGCCUGCCGUGCACGAGGCGCUGCGCCGCCUGCAGGCUGAGGCCGUGGGUCCGCGCUGCCUGCUGGCUGCCAGCUCGCCCGUCGACGUGCUGGUGAUGGAGGACCUGUCGGCCGCAGGCUACGUCCCCCCGCCAGCCGGCUUCCUGGACCUGGAGCACUGCCGGCUGGUGCUGGGCAGGCUGGCGCAGUGGCACGCCGCCUCCUGCACGCUGGAUCUGGACCGCCCAGACUCCGGCGCCGACCCCCUGCUGCGGCGAGACCCCAUCUGGCAGCCGCCUGUGGCCAGCCUGCUGCAGCCGUACCACAGGAAGCAGUUCCGCAGCAUCGGGUUCGCGCUCGGCAACUUCCCUGACUGCUACAAGUAUUCGGAUAAAUACAAGACAGACUCCAAGGAAUGGGUGGACAAAAUCGUGCAUGCAGUCACUCGAAGUUGUGCUCAGAGCGAUUUCAAAGUUCUGGUACAUGCCGAUGUAUGGAAUAAGAAUAUAAUGGUUAAGUACCGUGAUGGAAAGCCUGCCGACUUACGGUUUGUCGACUUCCAGGUGUCGCACCUAGCGAGCCCCGCACGCGACCUGGUGUUCUUCCUGUACGGCAACGCCAGCGAGCAGGUGCACCGCCACCACCUGUCCGACCUGCUGCUGGGGUACCACUGCGCCCUGAGCGCCGCUCUGCGGGCGCUGGGGCUGCGGCGCCACGCGGACGCCUACCCCCUCCACAAGCUGCUCGCCGACAUGGACAGCCUCGCCAUGCUGGCCCUGUACUCCGUCUGCUACGCUCCUCUCUCCACUGCCACCGACCAGCGCGGCGUCGCCAUAGUGGACGGUCUGGGCGUCGCUGCCGACUACAGCGAGGCUCUCGUUAGGCUUUACAGCGACCCCACUCUCAUAUCCUACUGGAGGUUCAUCAACCCCAUUCUUGAGAAAAUGCCGGAAACUGAUGACAGGCUUCCUCCGCCAGAGUGGCUGGAUGAGAAGCUGGUGGCGCAGGCGCUCAGGAGAGCUGAGCAGGACGAGGAGCUGGAAGUGGAGGCGCUGGACGUGGGGUACGCCUGCGGCCGCGGCGUCAACUUCCUCAGCGAGAUGCUGCGCGUGACCGCGACCGUCAAGAGGGGCGCGGGGGUGGCGCGGACACAGCGGCGGUCGCUGCUCGCCAAGUGCCUGCUGCGCGCGGGCCCGCUGCGCAGGGUGGUGCAGGAGGCGGGCAUCUUCCUGAGGGAGACGCUGUUCUACACGGUGAUGCUGCCCGCCGCGGUGGCGGCGCUCCAGGCCGCGGAGGGCGACAGGUGGAAGCCGCUGGCCGCCCGCUGCUACCACAGCGGCUCGCGGCCCAUAGACUUCCUGCUGCUGGAGGACCUGGCCGAGGCGGGCUUCGCCAUGUCGCCCCGCGGCCGGCUGCUGGACAGGCAGCACUGCUCGCUCGUCCUCGAGACCUUGGCGCGCCUGCACGCCGCCUCCGUGCUUCUGGCAGACCACGAGGCGCUCGGCGCCGAAAGCUUCUCGCAGCACCCCAUGUUUACUAAAUACGGCAGAGAGCAUUUCUCGGUUGUCACCGAUAGGCUGUAUUCCGCGCUGGCAGAUGUUCUAGGGACGAUUGCCGGAUGCGAGAAGUACGCGCUGAUGUAUCGUGAUACCAAAUCUACCGUAUUUGACAAGCUAGAGGGUGUCUUCGACAGCUGCCGGCCUCAGCUGAAAGUUUUGGCGCACGGUGAUUUGUGGAAGAACAACAUCAUGUUCCGAUAUGUUGAUGAUCGCCCUGUCGACGUGAGAUUAGUAGAUUUCCAGAACUGCUUCUGGUCCUCGCCUGCUGCGGACCUGCAGCACUUCCUGGGCAGCAGCGCCAGCCUGGAGGUGCACCAGCAGCACGUGGAGGGCCUGGUGUCGGAGUACCACGCCGUGCUGCAGGGCACGCUGCGCGCCCUGGGGCUGCACCGGCAGGCGGACGCCUACCCCCUGCACCAGCUGCGGCUGGACAUGGACCACUUCGCCGCACACGCACUCUGCAUGGCGUCAGUGAUGCCACCCAUGAUUCUAGCGCCCGAAUCCCUGGGCAAGGACGCCGAGGAAGCCGUCAACAACAGCCAACGCGAUGAUACAUUUUUCAGACAAAUCGUAUCCAACCCUGAAUUCAUUUCACGCAUCAAGUACGUCCUGCCAGCAUACGAAAAGGUUGGUGCGAUGUAGCAGGGGAAACUCGUUUCUGAUGAACAGAUUCAAAGACCAUCCUUUCUUUCUUCUGGAAGGAGUCACACAAUGCUCAGGCAGACUGUGAAUGCUGUUCAGUACCGUUUAGGCACCCCUGGAGUCAAACUUUACGUGGACUCAUGAUUAGCACUACAAUCUUAUGAGCAAGUGUUCCUGUUUAUGAAAGAGUAUUAAUACACUCACUGUUAGAAGUGGUUCUCCGAUACGCAGAACAGUAACAGCUAAAUUUUUUAUGUAAUGCUACUUAUUAAAAUGUAAUUUGCUAAUAUGUAACUUUUAAUAAAUGCACUGAAACGAAGUGUAUGGAUCGAUGGAUUUGAAAUCAAUAAAGAUACAAUGACACGGAACUAUAUAAGUAAAACGGUUCAUAUAUACCAAACUUGCAACGUACUGUACACUAUCGACAAUUUACCAUUUGUGUCAGACCACGAUUCGAAAUGGAUCCCAAUAUACCGUGAGCACUCGCAUUAACCACAG